Molecule: messenger RNA, 1329 nt
Organism: Colletotrichum orchidophilum
Lineage: Eukaryota; Fungi; Ascomycota; Sordariomycetes; Glomerellales; Glomerellaceae
Product: chalcone and stilbene synthase
Exons: 3
Coding region: 1-1329 (442 amino acids)
Biological process (GO): polyketide biosynthetic process
Molecular function (GO): acyltransferase activity, transferring groups other than amino-acyl groups
Source: RefSeq, a predicted model, not a curated record
AUGGCGGCUCCCAACACGUUCGGGGAGCUUGGUCUGUCCAUCAUCGGCAUCGGCAGCCAGUACCCGCCAUACUCGCUAAAAACAGACUCAAUAGAUUACCUCAGUAACAAAUUCUAUCCUGAAUCACCUUCCAUGAAAAAGGUCCUCUCCAUCAACCGAUUCACCGGCAUUGACUACCGUUCCUCCAUCGGCACCCACGAGCACGAAAUCGUCAACCAGAAAGACGCGCCCUCGAUCGCGGAUCUACACAAGGUCUUCAUGAGCGAUGGUGUGCCCCUGGCAGUGGAAGCGUCCCGCAAGGCCAUCGAAGAGGCGCGUAUCGACCUCGGCGAAAUCACACACGUAGUCUCGACGACAUGCACCGACAGCGCCAACCCCGGCUUCGACCACUACGUCGUCAACGGCCUGGGCAUCACACACCAGGUGGAGAAGGUCCUGUUACACGGGGUCGGCUGCAGCGGAGGCCUGGCGACGCUCAGGACGGCGGCGAACCUGGCGCUGGGACACAAGGCCCGCGGGAAGCCCGCGAGGAUCCUCUGUGUCGCGCUCGAGGUCAGCACGACCAUGGUGCGCAGCGAACUCAACAGCAUUGACGAGCUGCAAGAGACCAGGAUAGGCGUUGCACUCUUCUCCGAUUGCGCGAGCGCGGUUGUGCUCAGCAACGGCGUCGGCGAGCCAACGGAACCCGUGUACGACCUGUUGGGCUGGGAGCACAAGAUCAUACCCGACACGGACGAAGAUCUUGGCUUCGAUGUUGACCCUGUUGGUUGGAAAGUGAUCCUUACCCCACGAGUACCGAAGCUCGCAUCGGCGGCCAUCCCAUCGACAUUCGCGGAGAUGCUGUCAUCCGUACCCUCACUACCGCCGAACUAUCAGAAAGCCGAAGAUUUUGACUGGGCGAUGCACCCCGGAGGCGCGACGAUCCUCUCAGGGGCCGAAACGAUGAUGGGCAUCACGUCGUAUCACAUGCGGGCGAGCUACGACACCUAUAUCAAUCACGGAAACUCGAGCUCGGCAACGAUAUUCAGCGUCAUGGAUAGGCUGCGGUCCAAGGACAUGGAUGCCGUGGCGCCGGAGGGCCGAGCCCGCGACUUUGUUGUGGGUUGUGCCUUCGGGCCGGGUAUCUCGGUGGAGAUGUGCAUGCUGAAGCGGAAUAUGCGGGCGCGAGACGUCACGGGUCUGCAGACGCCACCGGAGACGGAGAGCGAGGGUAGCACUAGCGAAGCUGGGGACGAUGGCGGGCCGCGGCCGGAGAAUUGGACCCCCUCGGGGCGACAAGCGGACCAAAUUUUUGUUGCGGCGGCAAUGGAGGACCUGGAACUCGAUUGA